Messenger RNA from Eremothecium gossypii ATCC 10895, 1266 nucleotides. It is a transcript of the gene YOS9, whose product is annotated as Yos9p. Gene Ontology annotation, biological process: endoplasmic reticulum unfolded protein response; retrograde protein transport, ER to cytosol. The transcript has a single exon. The record is from RefSeq and is marked provisional. NCBI's taxonomy places the organism in Eukaryota, Fungi, Ascomycota, Saccharomycetes, Saccharomycetales, Saccharomycetaceae. Gene Ontology annotation, cellular component: endoplasmic reticulum lumen. Bases 1 to 1266 code for a protein of 421 amino acids.
AUGUGGCGAUGGUCAACCGGAGUUCGAACUAUGCUCGGCUAUGCAAUGUGCUUCCUUGCAUUAGGGUCUGCGCUGACCGUACGCCUGCAUAGCACACGCACCAACCUGCCGCAAUACCUCACGAGAGAGAUUGGGGACGAUGAAUUCGAAGAAUUACUCCGCAGCAGUGCUUCAGCAGGGCACAAGUGGCACGUGGAACAGUUUGUGGAUGGCUCGAGGUGUUACGUACCUGAGACCGAGCAGAACAUGGCGCCUGUGCCGGACGACCUGCUGGAACGCGGUAUAAAGCUUGUGGAGGAGGCGACCGUUGGAAAGAAGUUGGAGUAUCUUCCAAUCAGCUACUGGGGGUACAAGUUUAUCAAUAGCGAAUUGAACAAAACGGUGAUCCAACAUAAGGACCAGCAUCAAGUGUUGCUGGGUAGUAUGGUGAAGGCCGAUCCACAGACUGUGCAGCACAGUCUGGAAAGGGACGAGGACUCAUACUAUAUCAGCGAAAGGUUCGGCGAUGGUGAUCUGUGCUCGCUACUUGAGGAAGACCGAACCGUUGAAGUCCAGUACCGGUGUAAGUAUGAUACUCCUCUCGAGAUCAUAUUGGACCUUAAGGAAUACGAAACCUGUCGGUAUACGAUGCUAGUGUCUAUUCCCAGCUUAUGUGAGCUUCCAGAGUUUGGACCGUACACUAGGCAAACACCAGCUAACACUAUCUACUGCACAGCGCCCGCGACGCCAGAGUUCAACAUCGCAACGCUAGUAGAAGCCUACAAACCUACGUUUCUCGGCCAUGGCUUCUACCACUUGGCCCCACACGCGAACUUGACUCACAAAGAAACAACAGCCAUGUUGAUGUAUCAUCAGCAGCCAAUCCCUGGUAAUGAAGAAGACGAUGGGACGAUGGACAGUGCCUUUAUUAAGCACUCAACUAUGGCAUACAUGCAGCUUCUUGAAAUGGGGCUAUUGAACGGUCCCGAUGGCCUGCCAUUUUCAGAGGAAGGGAAUUUCACAGUUUAUGCGAAAGUUAUUGGCUUCGACGGCGGACUGAUAACUGUAACCAGAUUCCAGAUUUCUCAUGGGGAAGUAAUAAUAGAUCAUGUAGUUCCCGAGGUUUUAGAGGACAUGGAACAAGGGAAUUCCGAGGACUAUGAACAGCAGGCGCCAGAACAACUAGAUGAAGAAGAGGCAGAAUUAACUAGCCAAUCGGAUGAUCCAGCUAUUAUGCGAGUGCAUUUGCAAGAAUUUAUUACACCAGAAUAUGAUGCUAUAGAAUAG